AUGGAUCCUAAGCGGAUCUUUGAAUCACGAUUACUUGAUUCAUUAAUCAAUGAGGUGGUGGUUUCAGUAGCACUAGAGGUGCAUAGCAGGGCGAAGCGUGCAAAGAUGGAUUGUCCUAAAUGUGACAAGCCCGAGCCGGCGCAUGACGUCAGUGAUCCAGCAUCCCUGGUGCAUGGGACAAAAACAGAUUAUUACUCCAACAACCCAUUGUUUGAGUGUCUCGUCUGCUCAAGACAGGUUUCUUCAAACAGGUAUGCAACACAUUUAGAAAAGUGUAUGGGAAUUGGAAGCAAAUCGCUACGCAAAGGCUCAGCACGUAAUGCCAAGACAGCCUCGACGGCCGUGACACAGCGUUUACUGAAUACGAACUCACGCUCUGCUUCACCUGCUUCGUCCACAACUUCUACACAGCGGAAACAGGGCGCUUCGCCAGCGCCGGCAGCAUCUAAGGACAAAGCCAAAAAGACGGAAUCACCCGGUCCUCUUGCCAAGCAGAUUGGGAACACGUCUGGUGCGCAGGCGCCCAAAUCUGAGGUCGCAAAACGGGUCGACACCCUUAUACCACCCAAACCAAGUGUGUCGACGCCUCAGACCGACUCAGGGUCCGCACCAGGGCAGCAUGAUGAUGACAUGUUAGAUGAGGCGGAUUUUCCUUCCUUCUCACUAUCUUCCGAUACAGAAGAUUCUGGCGGUGCAUCAGAUGCCGAAGAGGUUACAGCCGCGCAAGCGGCUUUGGAUGACAACGUCGAGGACAUCGAGUUUGAUUUGGACGAAGAAGAUGGAAGCGAUAACAACGAUGUCGAAGUGGACGUUAUUGGCGUGAUCGAGUCAGAUGCGGGAGUGGACGACGACGAUGAUGAUGAUGACGACGACGAUAUUGGUGUUUAA
Malassezia restricta is the source of this 888-nucleotide messenger RNA. Its product is annotated as transcriptional regulation protein GF11. The transcript is spliced from 3 exons. The record is from RefSeq and is a predicted model, not a curated record. Gene Ontology annotation, cellular component: SAGA complex; DUBm complex. Gene Ontology annotation, molecular function: transcription coactivator activity. Gene Ontology annotation, biological process: positive regulation of DNA-templated transcription; regulation of transcription by RNA polymerase II. Bases 1 to 888 code for a protein of 295 amino acids. Lineage: Eukaryota; Fungi; Basidiomycota; Malasseziomycetes; Malasseziales; Malasseziaceae.